Racocetra persica is the source of this 159-nucleotide messenger RNA. Lineage: Eukaryota; Fungi; Glomeromycota; Glomeromycetes; Diversisporales; Gigasporaceae. The record is from the annotation of a GenBank genome assembly.
AUUUAACUAAAUGCCUAUUUAUUGUAAUAAUCUCAAUUGGUGUUCAUAAUCAUCUACCUCCACCUUCAACUAAAACCCUAUUUAAUAUAAUCGAAAAUUUGUGGAAGAUUAUUGAGAAAGAACAUAAUUUGAGUCUUACUACACGACAACUUCUUACAA